Messenger RNA from Scleropages formosus (Asian bonytongue), 2496 nucleotides. It is a transcript of the gene kbtbd13b, whose product is annotated as kelch repeat and BTB domain containing 13b. The record is from RefSeq and is a predicted model, not a curated record. Gene Ontology annotation, molecular function: protein binding. The transcript has a single exon. Bases 88 to 1578 code for a protein of 496 amino acids. Lineage: Eukaryota; Metazoa; Chordata; Actinopteri; Osteoglossiformes; Osteoglossidae.
GGCACUCAAAGUUUGUAUGAAUAAAUUUGUGUCCGUUUGAAAGCUGACUGCCUCAAAGUUUGUUUCAGAGACAACGGCGGUGACGUGAUGGAGGAUGGCAGCUGUCACGACCCAGGAGAGGCACCAGAGGAGCAAAAUGGCCACCCUACCCAGGGCCUGCAGAUAGGCAGCCUAAGGAUUAGAGUGGAAAGGAGCACCUUCGUAGUCAACAGGGAUCUACUGACAGAGCACUGCGAGUAUUUCCGAGCACUUUUCCAGUCAGGAAUGAAGGAAUGCCAGCAACAGGAGAUCCACAUAAGGGGUCUAAGUGCUACUGGUUUCUCCAUUAUGCUCAGAAUUCUGGGAGGUGAGCGCCCAAUCCUGGCUGCGGAUGAGCUUGUCCAGGCCAUAGAAAGUGCCGCAUUUCUACAGGUGGGGUUACUCACCAAACAUCUCAUCGACAUCACCAACUCCGACAAUUGCUUGCUCAUGUAUCAUGCUGCAGCAGAGUACGGCCUCUUGGAUCUUUACCGCAGUGCAGCGUUGUUCAUCCGAGACAUGUACAGGGAUCUGGAGGUUGACAUGAGGUGUCUCCCAGAAGAACUUAUCGAAUACGUCAAGUCUCUCAUUCCCAGUGCGUUUGUAGCUGUGGGAACACACUCAAGUUGCACGGCUGAGGAACUUCCCCAUGCUGCUACAAGGACGAUCUGCUAUUUGGAUGAAGAUGAGAAGGACUGGAAAGUUCUUACAAGCCUUCCAAAAGAAGCCAGCACCUCCAUGGCAGGCGUCACAGUUCUCAGCAACAAGUUGUAUAUCGUUGGAGGUAUAUGUGGAAUCCAAAAGCAGGUUGUGGAAUCCUGCUUCUGUUACGACCCUUUAAACAAUACCUGGAGCACAUUAGCUAGUCCUCAGCAGUUGCGUUACAACUUCACCCUGGUGGGGCACGAGGACCGCCUGUAUGCUAUUGGAGGUGAGUACGAAAGAAAGGUCAUGUCAUCAGUGGAAGUGUUUGAUGUCUCUGCUGGCUCAUGGUCCCUUGCAUGUCACUUGCCUCGGCCCGUAGCCAGUGCAGCAUGUGCAGUAGCAAUGAGGAGGAUAUUUGUGUGUUUGUGGCAGCCCAUGGAGACAACGGAGAUCUAUGAAUAUAUCCCAGCCAAGGACACUUGGGUUCUUGUUACCACUCUGCUGCGGCACCAGAGCUAUGGACACUGCAUGGUAGCGCACAGAGACAACCUCUAUGUCAUGCGCAAUGGACCCUCUGAUGACUUCCUGAGGUGCAUGAUGGACUGCUACAAUGUGACCUCAGGCCAGUGGGUGGCCCUGCCGGGACACUAUGCCAAUAGCAAGGGUGCCCUCUUCACUGCCGUGGUAAGGGGGGACUCUGUGUUCACCGUGAACCGAACACUGACACUGGAGUAUACCAUUGAGAACAAUAAGUGGAAGGCAAGAAGUGAAAUGCAAGGCUUCCCACGGAGUGGAUCGAUGUGGACCUUCCUAUUGAGGUUGCCCAAGACUUGUAAAGGUCAAGGGAAUGGAUCCGUUUUGCUGAACACCAAUAUCCCCGAUUUACAGAAUCCUUUCGUUCACCACUCAAUUUGACCAUUCUCAGUUUCUGAUAUCGCUGUCAAAUUUUUUUGUUACAUAAUUUUGAUUUUUAUACAGAGACUGAGCUUGAAGCCUCACAUUUAAUCAGCAGGUACUUAGAGGCAGAGUGCAGAUGUAGCUGUACGCUGCCUGAGAAACAUGGUAAGCGGGACUAUGAGGUUGGUUGCGCUGGGGAACGGAGGUGGGCCCAAACAAAGGCGGACCAAAACUAAGGCAGAUACAAAUAGUUACAAAGGUGACCCUAAAUGGAGGCAAGCCCAAAUAGAAAGACAUUCAAACAGAGGCGUAUCCAGUGGGAGGUGUCUAUGUUGAUGUGACGGGGAAAAACACACAGCUGCCCUUGAGCAUAUAUCCAUGAAUAUUCAUACAAAGUUGUUCACACCACUAGACACACUUUUUCACACCACUCUUUCCUAGAGAGCAAAUGAGUAUGCUACUCAUGGAAGGAUGCACUUGCUGCCACCCUGGACAGGUCAGCACUUGAAAGAGUGCUGGAUCUACAUGACACCACUCUCCUUACUCAUCUCUCAACAGACGUUGUGACACGUUCUCCAAAUAACUGCCUACUCUGGAAAUGGUCCUUUCUUUGGAAAAAACAAAAGUGUACCUUUUUUCUGGUUUUGUACGUACAAAAUGGAAAUGGCUAUUGCUCACGCUUUUAUCAAAAUUGAAAUGGUUUUUCUUGAACAUUAGUCUUCCCCCAAGUGAUGCUAUUACCACUCAGCUGCUCUGGGUUCAAGGAAUGAACAUUCCUCAGAGGAACUGUUCUCCUCACCACAAUUUCGGUCUUUUUGUUGCUACAGCAAAUUCAUAGAAUGGUCAGUUUUUUCCCUCAAAGCAUCAGUUGUGGUUCUAAUUAAAUAAAUAAGCCAAAUUAACCAUUUUGAAUGAUUUGUUAGUUUAUUACAUCCU